Amborella trichopoda is the source of this 982-nucleotide messenger RNA. RefSeq names its product ethylene-responsive transcription factor ERF003. Gene Ontology annotation, biological process: regulation of DNA-templated transcription. NCBI's taxonomy places the organism in Eukaryota, Viridiplantae, Streptophyta, Magnoliopsida, Amborellales, Amborellaceae. The record is from RefSeq and is a predicted model, not a curated record. Gene Ontology annotation, molecular function: DNA binding; DNA-binding transcription factor activity.
UAAUCUCCCUUUCUUCCUCACUCCAUUCCUUUGCUUAAACCCAAACCAGUGCAGUCAGCCUUCGGUUCGUUUUCCGGCGACAUUUCCGGCCAAAACUCGACCCCUUCAUUGUAAAAUUCCACUGUCUUGAUCUCAAAUUGAUUUGCGGGGGACAAUUUGAGGCCAAAAACUCAGGUUUCCGGCUCGCUGGGCUCGAAUCAGGCAGGCCCUGCUACGCACUGGGAAUCACUCUGGGCUCGAAUCAGGCAGGCCCUGCUCCCCCAUUGGGAAUCGAAAACCAGUUAGAACCCAUUUUCAUUUUUAGCAAAUUUUGAAGGAUGGCGAGGAUGCAGAGAUAUAGAGGAGUGCGGCAAAGGCAUUGGGGCUCUUGGGUCUCGGAAAUCCGUCACCCAUUGUUGAAAACAAGGAUAUGGCUCGGAACAUUCGAGACAGCCGAGGACGCGGCUCGAGCCUAUGACGAAGCGGCUCGGUUCAUGUGUGGGCCCUGUGCCCGAACCAACUUCCCAUACAGCCCAAAUGCAUCUCAGUCGGCCUCUACGAAGUUCUUAUCCCCGAAUCUGACGGCCAAGCUUCAGCGAUGUCAAAUGGCUUCCCUCCAGCUCCAAGCCGCCAAGCCGAGCGUCAGCUCGCCGAGCCAGCAGAAGAUACCGGCCGGCGGUCCCCCGGAGAACGGGUGGGUCUUAAAAGUGGAGAUUGAGAGUGGCGAGCAAAUGAAUAGAUUGGAGGAUGAGUUUAUUGAACAGAUGAUAGAGGAGCUUAUGGAUUGUGGGUCUUGUAUUGAGUUGAGAUGUGCGUAGGUUUUAAUACUAAAAAUAUGGAGAAGAAAAUUAGCUGACAUGAGGUGUUUUUCUCUCUUUUUGAAAUAUUUUAUAUUCACUAAUUGUUUAGGCAGGGCCUGUAGAGUGGUGAUUCUCAAAAUGCAAAUUUAUUGAUGGGUGUAUGUACAUAUGGAAAAUAUUGGGCAAUGGGAGUUUAGGUGCUA